CUGCACAUAAACGAUUCUUAAACAAGCGUAAUAACUUUUAUCACUGCGUCCUCUUAAACAUCAUAUGCCUACAUACGAUUUUAAACAGUAAUCUUAAUACAUUUUAUGUGCGUAUUUCACAUAACCGUAUCUGACUUCUGCUUGAUAAAAAAUGUUGUUCAUGCAAAUACCCUUUGUGAGCACCGCAUAUAAGUUGUAUGUUCACGAUAGUAUAGAUUUUUGCAGUAUGCUUUUACACAUAAAACUUAUAUGCAAUGUUCACAACAUUUAUGUACACGUGCUCGAACGUGUGCAUAAAAGCUUUUGGUCAAACAAGAUGGCGAAAAAUUGGAAAACAGAAUCAUUUGCGUGCUGUUUCCGAAAGUUUCUCUAAAAUAAAGUGAUUUAUUUUAAACUAAAGUAGUUAGUAGUUAGGUAUACUAUAGUUAGCAUGUCCUGGAGCUGAGUCAAUAGUUUGGCGUUCGUUUAAUCUGACGGCAUCAUUUCGGUAACCCGGCCAAUUUGCAAGGCCACAGCUGCAAGAAUCCAGAAUGUUCUCGUCGCGGCAGUUGGAAUGCGGUUCGGUGGUUCCGGGAGAGGUGGAGAGUACGGAGAUUAUCUGGACAACAGGUCAUCGACGUCCUCCGUUUCGAACCACUCACACGCUUCCGGCUUGCCCUCAACGUGCGGUGUGUCACAGCAUGCGCCAACACCGGGCGAUCAACGAUCUGCUGUCGGAGCUGAGCGGACUUUUGCUGGACAGUGCCAACGCUGGCGGCAAGUUGAUCCGUUCUGCAAACCUUCUUAACAAACCUGUUCCGCCCAGCCCUCUAUCGCGCUCAUUCAAAACAACAAACAACACGACCUUCUCCCUGAACUUCCCACCGGAGAUUGGCUCUACCUCAUAACCCACAAGAUCCCCCUCAUUAGCACCUUCCCCGACCCGGACAAGUAGCUGCUUCUAGCGAUGGCAGAGUGAGUUGGGAGAGCAGAGGGGUUAUGACGAGGGGACCUGGUGGAGAAGCGAUUCGGCGGUCCAACUCAACGAGUGCACCCUGACAGCAAAGCGAUGCUGCCAAAGUCUGGUCACUUGCCAACGCCAUGCCAAAAGAGGUUCCCGACAUCGAUCGUGAUUGCUUGUGAAAGUCGUGAAAGUAUGUUAUUUAGAAUGUAAAUUUAAGAAUAAAAAAACCUGCAAACUCGUUUCAAUAAAAAUACA
This is a messenger RNA of Culex pipiens pallens (northern house mosquito), 1198 nucleotides long. RefSeq lists its product as uncharacterized. The coding region runs from base 531 to 887 and encodes 118 amino acids. The record is from RefSeq and is a predicted model, not a curated record. The transcript has 3 exons. Lineage: Eukaryota; Metazoa; Arthropoda; Insecta; Diptera; Culicidae.